Molecule: messenger RNA, 831 nt
Organism: [Torrubiella] hemipterigena
Lineage: Eukaryota; Fungi; Ascomycota; Sordariomycetes; Hypocreales; Clavicipitaceae
Source: the annotation of a GenBank genome assembly
CCCAGCUCUCGAUCAUCGACUUCAGUCGCAAAUACCCCUACCAACUCAUCCACAAUGGCCUCACGCUUGGCGCGUAGCGCAGUCGGCGCUCCCUUCCUCCGACCUACCGUCGCUCGCCGAGCCCUUCCCGCUCUCUCUGCCGCCUCGGUCCGCAACUCCAGCAACGUCCCUACCGAGGAGCCCAAGAAGAAGGCCCAGAGCAUCAUCGACUCUCUCCCCGGAAGCAACUUGCUCAGCAAGACCGCCAUCCUCUCCUCCGCUGCCGGUCUCUCCAUCUACGCCCUCAGCAAUGAGUACUACGUCAUGAACGAGGAGACUGUCGUCGCCGUCUGCUUGAUUGCCGUCUGGACUGGUCUCAUCAAGUACGGUGGUCCCGGCUACAAGGCCUGGGCCGAGAGCCAGAACGAGAAGAUCAAAAACAUCCUCAACUCCGCUCGUGCCGACCACACCGAGGCCGUCAAGACCCGUAUUGAGGACGUUAAGCAGAUGGGUGGUGUUGUUGACAUCACCAAGGCUCUGUUCGAGGUUUCUAAGGAAACCGCCAAGCUUGAGUCCCAGGCUUUUGAGCUCGAGCAGCAGACUGCCCUCGCCGCUGAGGCCAAGACCGUUCUCGACUCUUGGGUCCGCUACGAAGGCCAGGUUAAGCAGCGCCAGCAGAAGGAGUUGGCUGCUUCCAUCAUCGCCAAGGUCCAGAAGGAGCUUGAGAACCCCAAGGCUCUCCAGCAGAUCCUGCAACAGAGCGUUGCUGACGUCGAGAAGAUUGUCGCCGCUAAAUAAAUGGUAAAAGUCUAGAGUCUAGAAUACAAGGACGAGCUACUAUUCCCUUUGUUA